Molecule: messenger RNA, 1172 nt
Organism: Hydra vulgaris (swiftwater hydra)
Lineage: Eukaryota; Metazoa; Cnidaria; Hydrozoa; Anthoathecata; Hydridae
Source: RefSeq, a predicted model, not a curated record
AUUAAUAUACAAUACAAUGAUUUGUUGGCGGACAAAACUACUUUCAUUUACGAACUCAAAGAUAUUUGCAAUCCUUCUAACUAUUCCAGUUGUUGCAACAAUAACAUUAAACUUGUUUGUUGUUAUCAUAAUCAUUAGAAUGAAGAAAAGAGAAAUACGUAAUUGUAUUUUACUUUCGCUUUCUACCUCUGACUUGUUUGUUGGAAUGAUACUUGGUCCCAUAACCAUUACGCAAUUUUUAAAUACUGAUCUGUUAUCAAAUUGCACAGUUCAUUUUAUUCGCGGUUAUAUACUAGUUUUUCUUGUCGGUUCUUCUUUGUCAACACUAGCAGUGAUUUCGUACGAUAGAUAUUUAUUACUGAGUAAAUUAACAAACUACAACAAAUAUAUGACUAAAAAAAAAGUGAUUUUUCUAAUUGGCUUUGCUUGGUUUUUUCCUGGAUUCAUUCCUAUUUUAAAAAAAAUUAAUAUGACAACUUAUGUUAUUUUACGUAUCAUUAAUUGCACGCUUCCUCUACCUACACUUGUAGUUUUUUAUUUCCUAAUCACAAAGGAAGUUCAUAAAAGAGAAGUCAUGCUUCGCCGGUACAAAUCAAAUAGUACCAAAUUGAAAAAAAUAGUUUUUGAUAGUAUUGAAUCAAACAAUAGCAUAUCAAGCAAAGAUAAUAAUAUCGAUUCAACGAAAUAUUCGGUAAACUAUUUACGCACAGAAAAUUCUAGAAAACUUAAGUAUAACAUAAGAGUGGCAAAAUCUGUCACUUUACUUAUCACCUGUUAUUUUACAUUCAUUUUUCCUUUAAACCUUUUUAUGAUCUUAGAACUUGCAAAUGUACAAUAUAGUCCAGAAGCACAUGAAAUUUUUUAUAUGUGUGCCGUUUUCUUUAUGCAAGUCAAUUCUUGUAUAAACCCGCUAAUCUAUUAUUCUAAACAAAGGGAUAUAAAAAAAGGGUAUCAGCAAAUUUUAAAAUUGAUUUCUUCGGAAUGUGGUUCUUCUAGAAACUUAAAAAUAUCGGAGACAUCAACAGACUUAAAACUUGAAAAAGCGUUUAGUACAGUCAAGCUCGCAAACGACUAGUUAAUUAAGCUAAUUAAAUAGCUAAUUAAUCAAACAGAUUAUUAUAAAAUUGUGAGAAAAGUCAAAUUAGAACUUUAGAAACUUGGAACAAAUAUUA